AGGGGGCUGCGCCGGCCUCCCUCGCCGCUCGUCCGCGUCUCCUCUGCUAGACGAGCGGCUGCGGGCUGUCUGCUUCCCGCCCAGAGCACGAGCUCCUCCACCGUAAGGGUGCGCACCCAGGAGCGCUGCGUUCCCCACUCAGCAGCCGCCGGGAAGGACGCGGGACGCAGCCGCUGCGUGAGGAGCUCCCGGGGCACAGCUUGUCCGGUUUACGCGCAGGGACCCGCGGGGGAUCCCACUGCACCCAAGCAAGGCCCGUGAGGGCAAGCGGUGCCUUUCGGCCUCACUGUUCGCACUGCGCAUGCGCUGCCAGGUUCCGCCCAUGCGCACUGGCUGCCCCGCAGGAGGCUCUUCCGUUCCGGGGGCGGGGCCUCGGACUCCGGAGUCUGGCUAGCGGGCGGCGGGGCGGGCGGGGCCGGGCCGCGGUGCAUGGCGGUGAGGCGGCGGACCCGGCCCGCUCGGGUUCCCCCGGUCGGUGCGGGAGGGCUGAGGGGCGGGGAAGUGGCGGCAGAGGGACCCCGGCGAGCUCUGCCUCGCCCCCGGCCAGCAGCGCGGGGGUCCCGCCGUGUCUCCCCCGGGCACCCUCGGCCUGGGGGUUCAGCCUCUGAGGUGCUCGGAAAUCUUCGCAGGUCCCUGGGGGGUGGGCAGGGCGUGGGUCUGGGGUUGUGCUGCCCCUAGAAAGAGCCUGCCGUGUCACGGGCUUAGAGGUUUGUCUUAGUGUGUCCGGAGCAGGUGGUCGGCCCUGCCUGUCCAGUUUCACCCUUUGUAAUCUCCAAAACAGCUUGCCAUCCAAGCCUUCAAAAAUUUUAUGUAUUUCCGUCCAGGGCUCGCAGCAGAGCCGCGCCGGCGGAUGGAGCGCGGGGACGCCGCAGGUAACCGCGCUGAACGGCUCCACGCUGACCUGGGCAACGUCCUCUCCGCAUCAAACAGUCUGGCAACUGAAACGUUACCCCAGGGUUACUUACGCUGUUGAAGAGCUCAGCCUUCACAACCCAUCAACAGCAGAAAUGCUUUAGGUCCUUUUAGGUCCUGUAAUUCAUUUCUUAAGAGUUCAUCCUCUACCAAAGUAGAGGAAAAUAAAUCUUCAGGCCCCUGCUGCUGCCAUCCAAAGCUUCCAGGCUGUGAAGGGCGGCUUGUAAACAAGCGAUGACUGAGGCGCUUUGUCUCCUCGUGUCCAGGAAAGGGAGGCUCCGGCACUUCUGGGAAGUUCAGUGCCUCUGUGGCUCUGCGGGGAAAGCCUGAUAAAUAACAGCUCGUGAAAAACUGAUGGAAGGGCAAGUUAUUGAACUGGAAGAUGGUACCACGGCUUAUAUCCAUCAGGUGACAGUCCAGAAAGAGUCUGUGGCUUUUGAAGACGGUCAGCCCGUAGUGCUGGAAGAUGGCAGUAUGGCUUACAUACACAGCACAGUUAAAGAAAGUUAUGAGCCCAGCACCUUCGAGACCAUCCAGCUGGAGGAUGGCUCCACUGCCUACAUACGUCGUCCUGUCCUCGUGCCGCCCGGCAGCGCCGUCCUGGAGGUGCAGGCGGAGACCGGGCUCGAGUUGGCUGGAGAGGAGGAGGACAAUGCCUUUGAUGUCGAGACUGCGUUAAAGCAGUACGCCGGUAAGGUGUCUGAGGAGGAAGAGGAGGGACUGACAGACACCUGCCACGUGAAGAAUGAGGAUUCCAGCCGCACCCCUUCCCAGGACUUGCGGGAGGAGGAGGUGCACGGCAGCCGGAAGGGGCAGCAGGUCGGCAGCAGAGCGUUCCGCUGUGGCUACAAAGGCUGCGGCCGCCUCUACACCACCGCGCACCACCUCAAGGUACAUGAACGUGCUCAUACAGGUGACCGGCCAUACACGUGUGACGUCCCCAGCUGCAGGAAAGCAUUUGCUACAGGGUAUGGGCUGAAGAGCCACAUGAGAACACAUACUGGUGAGAAACCAUACAAGUGCCCAGAAGAUGUGUGUAGCAAAGCCUUCAAAACUUCGGGGGAUCUGCAGAAGCACAUCCGGACACACACGGGUGAGCGUCCCUUCAAGUGCCCCUUCGUGGGCUGUGGCCGCUCUUUCACCACGUCCAACAUCCGCAAGGUUCACAUGCGAACGCACACGGGCGAGCGGCCCUACACGUGCCCAGAGCCCAGCUGCGGACGGGGCUUCACCAGUGCCACCAAUUACAAGAACCACACGAGAAUCCACACCGGAGAGAAGCCGUACCUGUGCACCGUGCCGGGCUGCGGAAAGCGCUUCACCGAGUACUCCAGCCUCUACAAGCACCACGUGGUGCACACGCACUGCAAGCCCUACACCUGCAGCAGCUGCGGGAAGACCUACCGCCAGACCUCCACGCUGGCCACGCACAGGCGCAGCAGCCACGGCGAGCUGGAGGCCGCGGAGGAGGGCGAACAGGCGCUCUACGAGCAGCGGCAGCCGGGGGGUGAGCAGGCGCUCUGCCAGCCCCUGCACAGCCUGGGGUCGGCCCAUGUGGCCGUGGGGACGGAAAAGGAGGCUGAGGAGACCUCACUCUACAAGUACCUGGAAGGAGCUGCUGCUGCUGACAGAGGCUCCCCCCUGAAGAGCCAGCACGUUGCUUUCCUGUCAGAGAUGGAGGAAUAUGAAGAGGAAGAUGACGGUCGUUUACCCACACAAGUCUCGCUUAUCUCUCAGGAGGGGACAGAGCAGGUCAGUCUGUCGCAGGAGGAGCUGCAGGCCCUGGGCACUGCCAUCAGCGUGGUGACACAGGGCCGUGCCCUCGCCGGGCCCGAGGAGGAGCUGGCGGGUGGUGACACACACACCGUGAUUGUGGCUGACACAGGUGGCACCGGGACACAGCCGAUUACCAUAGUCACUUCUGGGGCAGUCGUGUCUGGAGAGCCGGCUGUCGCAUCCCUCUGUCAUCAGCAGGUGGCAUUGCUGGCUGCCGCCAACAGCACCCGCGUUGCCGUGCAGUUAGAAGCACAGCAGAGCCUGGAGGAAGCCAUUGACCUGGCCACAGCAACCGUGCAGCAUGGAGCUGCGCCUCUGGACGCUCCCGCGUCCAAGAAUGGGUGCUGAGCCCCGCAGAGCCCCACACAGGGUGCGCCGGCAGCACCGGCCUCUGCUCGCCGGCAGCGGUACCGGAGCAGGGCUGGGGUCACCACACAGGUGUUGGGACACCGGAGCGACCCUCCUGUCUCCAGGGAGGGGUGUGGGAGAUGCUUGGCUGUCUGGAACGGUGACCAGCUCUGACACGGGAGCAGGUGCACGGGCUGGCUCUGACAUCUGUUGUGCCACCUCUGUCCCACUCUGCUCUCCAGCAGACUCAGUGCUGCGAGGUGUUCCCUCCACCAGCGCCAGCCAGCGUGGGGUGUAAAUACUGAGUAGAAUAAAAACAAUUUAAAUACUUUCUUUUUUU
This is a messenger RNA of Columba livia (rock pigeon), 3376 nucleotides long. It is a transcript of the gene ZNF76, whose product is annotated as zinc finger protein 76. The record is from RefSeq and is a predicted model, not a curated record. The transcript is spliced from 16 exons. The coding region runs from base 1267 to 3036 and encodes 589 amino acids. Gene Ontology annotation, molecular function: DNA-binding transcription factor activity, RNA polymerase II-specific; RNA polymerase II cis-regulatory region sequence-specific DNA binding. Gene Ontology annotation, cellular component: chromatin; nucleus; PcG protein complex. Gene Ontology annotation, biological process: regulation of transcription by RNA polymerase II. NCBI's taxonomy places the organism in Eukaryota, Metazoa, Chordata, Aves, Columbiformes, Columbidae.